CGGUCGCUCGCAUAGGUAGCCUACCUGUGCGUCGCAUUCAGCGUCUGCAUUCCAUGAAAAGGACGUGUUAACUUCAUGGAAGUUGCAUGAAUAGCAAAAUAUGAGUCACAUGUUUUAAUCUUAGGAAUCGCCGAGGACAUUGACUUUAACUACGAGGGCAUACAAAAACAUGGAGAAAUCGAUCGUUCAAGGCGUUCCACAGCUUAGUAAUGAGAUGCAGCUGAGCAUCAUGAAUAAAGUGAAGAGUGGAGAACUGAGCAUUGAUGACGCAAUCGAUCAGGCCAGAAAAAACAACCUGGAGUUGUUUCAACAGAAGGAAAAACAAGCCACACAGUAUAACUUCAGUGUCCACAAAUUCAACCGGUAUCGCUGGCAGAAACGUGUACUUCAAGUUGAUUUUAAUACAAAGAUGGUUUGCAGCAUAGAGAAAGGUAUCAUAAAACGACAGCUGCCAUUUGCCUGUGUGAAAAACUGCCAUGAUGGAACAGGCACCAAGUUUUCCAUUUCGUUCAAGGGUCGCCAUGACUACGAACUAGAAGCCACAUCUAUGCAGGAAAAGCAAAAGAUGCUGCAGUUAGUGAGUCAAAUAAUCCACAGCAACAUCUACAGCCAGUCAGCGGACCGUCUAGAAGAUGUGUACCAAAUGCCCCCAGACCCAAAGAGCCUCCGCCAAGGCCAACUCCUCCUACAGAAGGGUGGCAUGGCCUCUUUUAAAUGGAAGAGGUAUGAGGCUCACCUUCAUGCUGGUCAGCUGACUCUCUUGUCUACAAAUGACGGUGAUGCGGUCUCCAGCUCCACUCUGCCCAUCGUCAUCCAUUUCUCGGAUGGAAAGGCUAGAGUAGAGACGUCACACUCCUUCGACACGUUUACACUUCACACACAUUGUAGUGCAUACCAGUUCAGGGUACCUAUGACAGAUGUAAUGAAGACUGCUGACAUACAAACAGAGAGGGACUCAUGGGUUCAGGCUAUUGGAAAACUGUGUAUGAACUGGAAAUGCUGCUCCCAGUCUGAGCCAAUGUAUGCAGACCUUAAAAAGCUGAGGGCAUCCAGGACAGUCACAGGCCUCCUGCAGCAUUCUGAAGAUGGGGCUCUCUCCGGCACUCUGCUACCGUCAACGGAGGAAGUAUCUGACGGUGAGGAGUCCACAGCCCUUACCAGUGUCAGGGCUUUUCCACUUCCACCAACACCACCACUGGCAAAGCCUUGCAGCCCAGUGUGCUUGCCCACCAUGCCUUCAACAUCUCCCUUGUACUCAGACCUGCACCCUGUGGCACCAUCUCCUCCGGUGCCAGCCCCACCUCCACUACCCAGAAAGAAUCCCCUGCCAGAGGAUCGCACCAAAGCCUUCCACUGGGAUUUGCUGCCCCAGGACAAGAUUGACAAAUCCUUCUGGACACAUGGCGUCAGUGGAAAGGCUAAGAUUGACACCUUUCUGUUGUUUGAGCAGUUCAAAGUCAAAGUCUCAGAAAACGUUGCUGACAGUGUGGAUUCGAGCCAUCACAUAGAAAUCAUGUUGAACCAGAAGAUUGCACACAACUUCAACAUUUUCCUCAAAAGUUUCCCAGUGCAGCCAAAGGAGCUGCGCGAAAAGCUGUGUAUCAUUAAUGAGAAGGACGGCGGCCUAUCUGAUGAGCAGAUUGCCUCUCUCAGGAGAUAUGUGCCGACUGUGGAAGAUGUGGAGAUGUAUAAAUCAUACAAAGGAGUAGCCUCAGACCUGCACAUAGUGGAUCAGUACAUGCUAGAGAUGUGCAACAUCUCGUUUCUGAGCUCUCGCCUAGACCUGCUACUCACACUCAGAGAGCUGCCCAUUACCAUGGAGGACCUGGAACCGUUGAUUAACCAGAAGAUCCGUAUGUGCCAGCAGCUGAUUGGCUCUCAGACAUUUGUGUGUGUGCUAGAGUACCUGCUGGCUGUUGGUAAUUACCUGAAUGAACAUGCAGGCAGAGACAAGGCUAAAGCAUUUCGGCUCUCGUCCCUUACUAAACUCUCUCAGUUGCGUGGGGUGGAGCGGCACGUCACCUUGCUGCAUGCCCUUGUGGAGCAGAUCGUGUUGCAUGAGCCAGGCUUGGCCACCUUCCCCUCCGAGCUUGCAGAAUUUGACACUGUCCCGGGGGCUUCCAUCAAAGGCCUGACAGCAGAGAUAGACGUUGUGAAGAAUGAGCUUCAGAAGGCUCUCCAGUAUAAGAAGAGCUACAGCAAGAAGAACCCCAUUCCCCAGCAUCCCAAAUUCUCCAAAGACCUAAAGGCAGCCAUUGAGAAGUACAACAUGGAUCUGCAGCAGCUGACAAAGAAAAGCGAGGAGAUGAGGAAGAUCUACUCUGACAUCUUGGUAAAGUUUGGGGAGGCAGCUGACCAGGACUCCCAGGAGCUGUUUGGCUGGGUGUGCCAGUUCAUCACUGAAUUCAAGAAAGCCCAUGCAGAGCUCUCAAAAUGAUGACAAUGCAGUGUGCCAUACUAUACACUGCAUGAGGAGUGUGUGUGUGUGUGUGUGUGUGUGUGUGUGUUUGUGUGUGUGUGUGUGAGAGAUUUUUCAUUUAACUCAUGCGUGUUCCCUUUGACUGUCUGUUUUCUCUUUUUGCUUUUAAUCAUUAUUUAUAUUUCAUGAUAUGGCAAUAUUGUACUUAAGAGUCCUGCCAAUAAAGCUUAUUAAAACAAAAGGUGAUCAAGAGUGUGCGACAGAGACAUUCACUCUGAACUGAAUGCUGUGUGGACGCCUGAAGAGCAUCUGUUGUAUUUGCCCUAUCCAUUACAUUACAUUUAGCAGACACUUCUUGACCAAAGUGACUUACAUACAGUA
This is a messenger RNA of Alosa sapidissima (American shad), 2800 nucleotides long. Its product is annotated as disheveled-associated activator of morphogenesis 1. The record is from RefSeq and is a predicted model, not a curated record. Lineage: Eukaryota; Metazoa; Chordata; Actinopteri; Clupeiformes; Clupeidae. The coding region runs from base 170 to 2437 and encodes 755 amino acids. The transcript is spliced from 17 exons.